Colletotrichum navitas is the source of this 1051-nucleotide messenger RNA. RefSeq lists its product as uncharacterized. The record is from RefSeq and is a predicted model, not a curated record. The transcript has a single exon. Lineage: Eukaryota; Fungi; Ascomycota; Sordariomycetes; Glomerellales; Glomerellaceae. The coding region runs from base 430 to 939 and encodes 169 amino acids.
CCCAGGGAUAUAUGAGAAGACAUUGUUGGGCACAUGUGCCGAUGACUAGGUUGCUCAUUCUAGGAUCUUCUCUACUAAAUAUGUUCAAAGUAAGAAAAUGUGGGCGCAGGCAAUAGCCAGUUAGGCCGUUGCCCAGGCAGAAAAAAAAAGGAGUAAAAAGAAGAAGAAAAAAGAUAAUAUGGUUACAGGAAAGAGAACACGCGUGCUGGGGCAGAUGCUGCUGUACCGACUUGUCUUUGCGUCUCUUUCGGGGCGAACGGGCGAGGAAACAGGCGCUGCGCUGCUCAAUGACUUUGUUGCUACAAAUGCUUCUGACAUAUUUGUUUGCUCCGAUCAAAGGUUGCAACUGAGCCGAGAAUACGACGGACAAAGAAACGAGCAAGAUGAAGCUGAGGUGUAAUGGCGUCUCGUCUUCUUCCUUGACGUUAAAUGGUGUCGGAGGUAUUACCUCGAAGCAACCCGCUGAGUCACCUAACACGGCAUCUAGUCAAAGGUAGUAGCACUGGAGACCCCGUAGAAGUUGCGUUUGAUCCCCUUCCAACUUCAUUUCGUCUGGCACUUGGGAGCCCGACAAUGGCUAUCACUCAUAAACACCACAUUUUUGGAUCCGUUUGGAUUAUUGGGAAUCCAGGUGUUGAGCAUUCGUCGCAUCAUCAAGUACAGAGGGGAUUAGGCGAGGUUGGUCUCGCCGGGAGCGGAAGCCGGUACCGUCACCGAGCGGGUACCGCCUGCCCGAGAGCCGGGCCGGGACGACCGACAGCCUUGAGGACUGCGAGGUACGCCCCGGGAGGAAGGGUUGCCACCGAGGAGUGUCGAAUCUGGGGGCGAAAGGCCCGCAACAUGAGGCUUUGCAUUUCCGGCCGGUCGAGCACGCAAUCGCGAAGCCCAGACCAGAUGGGUUUGGUAAUCCAAGUGCCACCGAUCCGGGGGGGGGCUUGAGUGGAUCGGAAAUGGUGCAAUGUGGGCCCGUCGCAUGUGCAGCCGGGGCGCUCAUUGGCGCGCGAUGGCGCAAUUGUUCCUUAGUCGCAAUUCUCUAAGCUUCACCAAGUUC